Arabidopsis lyrata subsp. lyrata is the source of this 743-nucleotide messenger RNA. RefSeq lists its product as uncharacterized. The transcript has 3 exons. Gene Ontology annotation, molecular function: proton transmembrane transporter activity. Lineage: Eukaryota; Viridiplantae; Streptophyta; Magnoliopsida; Brassicales; Brassicaceae. The record is from RefSeq and is a predicted model, not a curated record. The coding region runs from base 126 to 494 and encodes 122 amino acids. Gene Ontology annotation, biological process: proton motive force-driven ATP synthesis.
UAACAUAAAGAAGAGAAGUGACAUAUUUACGCAGUUGUUGAAUCAGUGGCCCGAAAUCUCGAAUCGACUCAUCUCUCAGCUCACCGGCGCUGCAUUAUCAAUUGCAGGAGGAUUUGGUUGUGAAGAUGGCAUCGAAGUUGAUACAAGUUCAAUCAAAGGCAUGUGAGGCUUCAAAGUUUGUGGCUAAGCAUGGAACUUCCUACUACAGACAGUUGUUGGAGAAGAACAAGCAAUAUAUCCAGGAACCUGCCACUGUUGAGAAGUGCCAAGAGUUGUCUAAGCAAUUGCUCUACACCCGUCUUGCUAGCAUUCCCGGACGCUAUGAAACCUUCUGGAAGGAAGUAGACUACGCAAAGAACUUAUGGAAGAACAGAUCCGCUCUGAAGGUAGAAGAUGCAGGAAUUGCUGCAUUGUUUGGUCUCGAAUGCUUUGCGUGGUAUUGCGCAGGUGAAAUCGCCGGGAGAGGAUUCACCUUCACAGGCUAUUACCCUUGAAGGAGAGAAACAAUAACUUGAAGAUUGUGUAAUCCCCUCCGUUUUAGUUUUCAUGAUUCUCUCUUGAAUCGAUUUUUUCCCAGUUUAUUCCUGAAACAGAGGCUUUGGAGCUGAGAAAAUCCAUUUUGCUAUAACUCUUUGACAAAGAUUGCUAUCAAUAAGAACAAAAUUUCCCAGGAAAUUGCUUUCACUAUAAUGUUUUUGGCCUUGUUUAAUAUCAAUAUCAGUAAUGAUACAAAAUUCGAACCA